AACAGCAAAACAUUUUGAAGUCACGUGUGUUAUGCAAACGCCAGUGGUCCGCCUGCUAAACUGCUACCUCAAACGCUAAACAUCAAAAAUAAGCUGUCAGUUUCUAUGACGCAUACUUGACGUAUUUAGUUAACGCGUCCAAAUAGUUCAGUUUUUGCAGGGUUAGCGAUGAAAGGCAAACCCUCCAAAUCAGAUGGCUUCGAGUCAAAAAAAGGGUCUCUUCUCAAGUCCACAGGAAUCCAGAAGAAAAGUGUACAUGGCAUACUACACUACAUCUACAAGCAGACUCUGGGCCAAAGUGUUCAUACUCAAAUGAAACGGUGCCUCCAAGAGCCUUUUAUCCGCUCACUCACUUUGUACCAUUAUCACGCGUCCAACCAUCCCUUCGAUCGGCGAGUCACCUGCCUGGAGUGGCAUCCCACUCAUCCCACUACACUGGCAUUGGGCUCGAAAGGUGGCGACAUCGAGCUGUGGGACUUUAAGCUCCGUGACCGAAAGAUGUUCAUCAGAGGGAAUGGCGCCGGAGACGUCAUCGGAGGGAUGAAAUUUUGCCCCACGGAUCUGUCCCGAGUGUACGUGGCCUCCGGUGAGGGCACACUGACCAUGCAGAGCUUUGAGGGCCUCACAACCACCAUUAUAGCCAAAACGGAAGAUUGUGGCCACCAUCACCACAACGUAUGUUGCUGGUACUGCUGCGUUGACGUGUCCAUUAGCCGACAGAUGCUUGCGACUGGAGACAAUGUUGGAAAUUGCCUCCUGGUGGGUUUAGAUGGGCAGAAGAUUUUCAGUGAGAAGUUGCACAAAGCCAAAGUGACUCACGCCGAGUUCAACCCACGCUGCGAUUGGCUGCUUGUGACGGCAUCAGUAGACCACACAGUGAAGCUCUGGGACCUGAGAAACAUGAAGGACAAGAACAGCUUCCUUUAUGACAUGCCUCACGAGAAGGCCGUUAACUCAGCCUAUUUUCAUCCCUCGGACUGCUCCAAAUUGGUAACAACGGAUCAGUACGACCAAAUCCGUGUGUAUUCAUCCUCUGAUUGGUCGAAGCCUCAGCAUAUCAUCCAACAUCCGCACAGACAUUUUCAACAUAUCACACCCAUCAAGGCUACAUGGCAUCCUAUGUAUGACCUUAUUGUGGUGGGUCGUUACCCCGACGACAGGAUUUGCCCGGGCGAACGGAGAACCAUCGACAUCUUUGAUUCCAACACAGCCGAGCUUGUGUGUCAGUUGCACGAUCCAAAUGUUGCGGGAAUCAAAUGUAUCAAUAAAUUCAAUCCAUUGGGAGAUGUGAUUGGCUCUGGAAUGGGUGUAUCGGUGGUACUUUGGGACCAGGAUGAGUCAUUGUUAGAUGAUGAACACAUGCCACAGGAGGAAGUGUCUCCCUCGGCUGAGCGACCACAAAGGGAACGCGGUGGUCAGCAGCAGGCCACCCGGAGCAGGAGAAGCGGUGCGAAUCAAAGUAAACUCAAGAAAAAACUGCUGUCUGUGCACAAGUCGGAAACGACGACCAAGACUAAGUGCGCAAAGCGCACAAGAAAGCUGUGACCUGAAGCUUGUAUCUAUAGAGAUAUAUUUUUUGUUACUCAUGUUUAUGUGGCUUAAAAUGGGAUAUUAUAAAACAAAUUUUCAGAUAUAAUUGUUUUCUACUGAACUGUUAAUAAAGUGUUAUUGUUUGGA
Molecule: messenger RNA, 1677 nt
Organism: Hippocampus zosterae (dwarf seahorse)
Lineage: Eukaryota; Metazoa; Chordata; Actinopteri; Syngnathiformes; Syngnathidae
Gene: ddb2
Product: damage-specific DNA binding protein 2
Exons: 10
Coding region: 169-1545 (458 amino acids)
Biological process (GO): response to UV; DNA repair
Cellular component (GO): Cul4-RING E3 ubiquitin ligase complex; nucleus
Molecular function (GO): damaged DNA binding; protein binding
Source: RefSeq, a predicted model, not a curated record